Molecule: messenger RNA, 3005 nt
Organism: Peromyscus maniculatus bairdii (prairie deer mouse)
Lineage: Eukaryota; Metazoa; Chordata; Mammalia; Rodentia; Cricetidae
Source: RefSeq, a predicted model, not a curated record
UGUGUGUGCGCGCGCGCCCCGGACUUAGCAAGCCCCCCGGCUGCCUGCACACGACCCUCCGCUCCCAAACCCCUGGUCCCGCCCCCUGUGAAUGCAGCUCGCGCGCCGGGCCAUGCAGUGCGGCCAGGGGAUCCCGAGCGCCGCUCCCCGGGGCUCCGAACCCAGCCGAGGGUUGCAGAACCCCGCGCUCAUCGGCAGGCUGCUUUGCAUCUCAUGUACACAGCAAGCUCGGAGGGGGUCGACGCCCGCGCGCGCCCCGACCCCUCCGCAGACCCGUGUGGCUCCUCUCCUCUAGACUCCCUCCUGAAGCCUUACAGUUCUGUCAUUGUCCCUGCCAGGCCCGUCUUGCUCCGCAAGUUUCCACCCCCCAUGAGCACCCCCACCAGCACGGGUAAAAACCCUGCCCCGCAUCCCGGAUCCCGACCACCCGGUGCUCCAGAGAAGACAAUACUCCAAUUCUCUGGGAAGUGGGAGAAACCAAGCUGGACCUGGGGGGUCCCAGACUCUUAAGCGAUAGAGAAGAGCCCCGGGAGUUCUCCAGUCCCUUAGCCGAAGACCUCAGUGUCCAAAAGACCGCAAAAGGAACGUGCAUCCGCAUCACCCUAUCACAGUUUCCCAAUGCCAGCCCCUCGGCAAUCCUUCGGGAUCAGAAUUCAAAUCCCAUUGGCAGCCCAGGCAUGCCAGGAUGAGAGGGUGGGUGGAACAAUUCCCAUGCCUGUCUCAGGCGAGUAGCAAGUGGAAUCCAGGAUGUGAGAUGUCUGUAGGCAAGGCAAGCCUGCUUACUCCAUGUAGGGCCAUGGGAUUUGGACGGGCUGUGAAUACAGGCUUCCCCCAGCAACUCCAUCUCGGCAUGAAGCCAAGACUUCAAAUCUUGACAGGGUCUACCGACCCCCGCGCCAGAUAGUGAUGGGUGGAUGAGAGACGCUGACUCCAGCCUCCCACCCUGUGACCAUCUCCCCGGCUACCAUGGAGAAAGCCUUGCUGCCCCUGACCAUAACAUCUGACCCAAGGCCCUUUAACCAACAGCUCCCAGAGCCUCCCGACCUGAGGUGCGUCUUGGAACCCCAGGACAGCCUUGAGUUGGCCCCUGCCUUAGUCUGUGCUCUGUGCUGCUGCUUCGGAAUCAUCUACGGCUGCUUCGGCUACCGCUGCUUCAAGGCAGUGAUGUUUCUCUCCGGUCUGCUGUCAGGAGCUCUGGUGAUCUUCCUACUGUGCCACAAGGAGCGGGUCCUGGAGACACAGUUGAGCCUGGAGGUGAGCGCAGGCAUCUCGCUGGGCAUCGGACUCCUCUGCGGCCUGGUCACCAUGCUGGUCCGAAGCGUUGGGCUCUUUCUGACCGGUCUCCUGCUAGGUCUAACCCUGGGCGCUGGAACCUUACUGGGCACUGAACCCAUCUACCAGCCACAUUCGGCCUGGGUGCCAGUCGGUGGACUGGUGGGGCUGGCGCUGCUGGGAGCCCUGCUCACGCUUCGGUGGCCCCGGCCGUUCACGGUCCUAGGCACAGCCCUGCUAGGUGCUGCGGUGCUGGUGGCCUGUGCUGACUACUUCUUGGAAGGGCUGGCCCUGGGCACUCGGCUGGGCGAACGCCUGCAGGCCCUCCCGGAGUUGCUGCCUCUUUGCUGGUAUAGCUGGGUCUUACUGGGGACCUGGCCGAUCUUGGGGGCUCUUGGGACACUGGCCCAGUGGAGACUCAUGACUGAGGAACGUGGAAGCCACACCAAUGUGAUCUUGAGCCACCAGCGAAGGCAUCUCCAGCUCCUCCGGAUCCAUCAGCAAGAGGCUAAGCGGCAUCGGAACCCGUCUGGAGUGGGACUGUGCCAAGGCAGCUAUCGGAGUCGGCUUCCCCCCAAUAUCCAGAGCCCUGGUGACAGGCUGGCUCCAAGUUAUCUCCAGAGUCUGCGUGAGUGCCAGCUGGAGCCGAGCACCCAGGCCACAGCCCCCCACACUACCCUGGACCUGGAUUCUGACUGCAGUUCCACCCGCCUCCUGGCCACACCUUCUCCCUCUGCCCAGACCUGAGCCUAAACCUCCAGAGAUACUGACAACCCUAGUGAGGGCUGGAAACGGCCAAGUGGAUGGGGCCUGAGCCCACGGGACCCACACAAAUUUCCCUACCUCUUGGAUUGGGGAUGGGCUCCGUGCUUAGAGACAGGCAGAGAGAAUUCUUACAGAUGCGGGAGAGUGAAAGCACAGGCACCUACCUCUCUGUCCAGUAGUAGAGACGCCCUGGCUCCUAGGGACACUGACUCCAAACCCAGGUGGUUUACCCAAAACAGGUUUUUUUUCCGUAAGUUCCUGUAAUGCUGAAAUGGAACCCAGAAUGUUGCCCAUAGUAGGCAAGCAUUCUACCACUGAAUUAUAGUCCAUUCCCAAAUAUCCAUUAACAUGUCUCAGUGUGCCUUACUGUGGUAAAAUAUGGGGCUUUUUUAUAGGACCUAUAGAAAAUUGGGGAGCUCCCGAAGGCAUUUGAUAAGUUUUAUUGGUAUGGAGAAUGGCACAGAGGUACUCCAAGAUCCCCAGCCCCCAGGCUCCUUAUUAGGGGUAACUGGGCUUCUGCUCGGCCUUUCUCCAUGGACCCCAUAGUCUGGAGUCCCCUCUACCUCAGUGGAGAGCACAAUCCUCCAUGGUGCUUUCUCCUCUCUCUUCAAUGAGGGAGGACCCCAGAGUCUGCCUCAACUCCCCUCUCUCCAAAAGCUGGCCCCUUGCUCCAAGAGAGCCUUGGCUCACGUGGCUGACGCUUGCCUCUUUGCUCAGAGGGACCUGGGCUUUGGGUCUGCGCGGCAGUCAAGUGCCUUCUCUCACUCUCGGUGUAGGUGAUACCAGUUUCCUCCCCAGCCAGAGUUUGGGUCCAGCCACUAACCCCUUCUAACUCUCCCUCCUCCGACUCUCCUGGCCUCCCGGACAGUAUGAAGGAAGACUAACCCUCCCCUUCCCGAGCAGCAACUCUGUGAUGAGAGGGAGGAAGAACAAGGGAUCACGGGAAUAAAAUGGCGCUGAAAAUUCAA